AUGGAAUUUAGAAGAAGCUUUAGUAUGUCGAGAUCAGAACGCAUAUUACUUUCAUCUGAAUCUGUGACUUCAGAAUGUGCUAAAAUCGCUGGCUAUGAAAGACUUUCACAAUCCACGAAGCUUGAUGAGGAAGAUGAACACAAGAAGAAUAACAAAGGUAUUGGGUUUCUAAGUAAGGUCUUAACUCUCACAAAAACUUCCACUACCCACGAAGGGAACGAGGUGGUGGAGAAGAAGGAGAAGAAGGAAAAGAAACGUUCUUCUUGGCUUCCAGAUCCAGACAAACGCUGGCCAAUUCAAGGGUGGUGA
This is a messenger RNA of Lathyrus sativus (Indian pea), 309 nucleotides long. The record is from the annotation of a GenBank genome assembly. NCBI's taxonomy places the organism in Eukaryota, Viridiplantae, Streptophyta, Magnoliopsida, Fabales, Fabaceae.